CAGUGGUUCCCGCUAGUCCUGCCGCCUCCUCACGCUGUCCACGCUGCUGGCACCAGGCCGCGGACGCCUGCCCGGCUCCAGGACAAUGGCAGCUCUGUACACACUGUGGAUGGGGCUGGUCCUGCCAGGGGUCCUGGGGGUCCUGCAGCCCGCGGCUGAGGCCCAGGUCUCCCUGCAGCCCAACUUCCAACAGGACAAGUUCCUGGGGCGCUGGUUCACCUCGGGCCUCGCCUCCAACUCGAGCUGGUUCCGGGAGAAGAAGGCGGCUCUGACCAUGUGCACUUCGGUGAUAGCCCCGACCGGGAGCGGCGGCGGGCUCAACCUCACCACCACCUUCCUCAGGAAAGACCAGUGUGAGACGCGCAGUCUGCUGCUGUGGCCAGCGGGCCCCCCAGGCUGCUACAGCUACACCAGUCUCCACUUGGGCAGCACGCAGGAGGUGCGGGUGGUGGAGACGGAUUACGAAGACUACGCUCUGCUCUACACCUCGGGCACCCGGGACCACGACUUCCACUUGGCCACUCUCUACAGUCGGACCCAGACCCCGAAGGCUGAUGUGAAGGAGAAGUUCACGACCUUCGCCGAGGCCCAGGGGUUCACAGAGGACACCAUUGUGUUCCUGCCCCAGACCGAUAAGUGCGUGGAGGGGCACCAGUAGCAGGUGACCCCAGCCCUCAGGACCUGGCCAUGCUGCCCUGCUCCGCUCUCCUCCGAGACCCCGAGACCCAGCCCUGGCCCCCUGGCCACCACUCCGCCCCCGAGCUUUAUGCUGCCUCUGAGAAUAAAGUCCAGAAGCAAGUCAGCA
Molecule: messenger RNA, 805 nt
Organism: Molossus molossus (Pallas's mastiff bat)
Lineage: Eukaryota; Metazoa; Chordata; Mammalia; Chiroptera; Molossidae
Gene: PTGDS
Product: prostaglandin D2 synthase
Exons: 7
Coding region: 86-658 (190 amino acids)
Molecular function (GO): small molecule binding
Source: RefSeq, a predicted model, not a curated record